GAGGGGCGGAGUCGCCGCCGUCCCAGAAGCCUCUGGGAAGCGGCCGCGCUGCGCGGGCGACUCGUUGGUCCCGGGGGAGAUGGCGGCGCCGGAACCGGGGAGCUAGAGAGACUCGGGGCCGCGGCCGCCUGCUCAGCUUGGCGCCUGGGCCGGCCUGCCCCAGGAGCUGGUGACUGUCCUCGGGGUGUGACCUGUGGCCUGUGGGCACAAUGGAUCUGGCUUACGUCUGCGAGUGGGAGAGAUGGCCCAAGAGUACCCACUGUCCGUCGGUGCCUCUGGCCUGUGCCUGGUCCUGCCGUAACCUCAUUGCCUUCACCACCGACCUUCGAAAUGACGACCAGGACCUCACCCGCAUGAUCCACAUCCUGGAUACGGAACACCCCUGGGAUGUGCACUCCGUCAACUCAGAGCACAGCGAGGCCAUCACCUGCCUGGAGUGGGACCAGUCAGGCUCCCGGCUCCUGUCGGCUGAUGCUGACGGGCAGAUCAAGUGCUGGAGCAUGGCCGACCACCUGGCCAACAGCUGGGAGAGCUCUGUGGGCAGCUUGGUGGAGGGGGACCCCAUCGUGGCGCUGUCCUGGCUGCACAAUGGGGUGAAGCUGGCAUUGCACGUGGAAAAGUCGGGCGCCUCCAGCUUCGGCGAGAAGUUCUCCCGCGUCAAAUUCUCGCCGUCCCUCACACUGUUCGGCGGCAAGCCAAUGGAGGGCUGGAUCGCAGUGACGGUCAGCGGCCUGGUCACCGUGUCCCUGCUCAAGCCCAGCGGGCAGGUGCUGACGUCAACGGAGAGUCUGUGCCGGCUGCGCGGCCGCGUGGCCCUGGCGGACAUCGCCUUCACGGGCGGCGGCAACAUCGUGGUGGCCACCGCGGACGGCAGCAGCGCCUCCCCCGUGCAGUUCUACAAGGUGUGCGUGAGCGUGGUCAGCGAGAAGUGCCGCAUCGACACCGAGAUCCUGCCCUCGCUGUUCAUGCGCUGCACCACCGACCUCAACCGCAAGGACAAGUUCCCCGCCAUCACCCACCUCAAGUUCCUGGCCCGUGACAUGUCAGAGCAGGUGCUCCUGUGUGCGUCCAGCCAGACGAGCAGCAUCGUGGAAUGUUGGUCUCUGCGGAAGGAGGGGCUUCCCGUGAACAACGUCUUCCAGCAGAUCUCGCCUGUGGUUGGUGACAAACAGCCCAUGAUUCUCAAGUGGCGGAUCCUGUCGGCCACCAACGACCUGGACCGCGUGUCUGCCGUGGCGCUGCCUAAGCUGCCCAUCUCGCUCACCAACACUGACCUGAAGGUGGCCAGCGACACCCAGUUCUACCCCGGCCUCGGGCUGGCCCUGGCCUUUCACGACGGCAGCGUCCACAUUGUGCACCGGCUGUCGCUGCAGAGCAUGGCCGUCUUCUACAGUUCUGCGGCCCCGCGCUCCGCGGACGAGCCGGCCAUCAAGCGCCCGCGGACCACCGGCCCCGCCGUCCACUUCAAGGCCAUGCAGCUCUCCUGGACGUCUCUGGCCCUGGUCGGCAUCGACAACCACGGGAAGGGACUUGGCCUCGGCCUGGAGGAAGGGGCGAGCUGUGUGCGCUCACCCUCGCGGCCGUGCCCGCCCAUCCCCCCGCCUCCCGUGCUGACUGGGAAACCGGCUUCCGCAUUCACGUUGAGACUCCUGACUCGUGAGCGAAUCCCUUGCUCGUUUGCUCCGCCCUUGGGGUCUCCAGGAGAGGGGCCAGCGGCCUGGCGUGAGGCGUUCCGCUUCUGGAGAACAGGGUCUGUGUCUCUGCGGAGACCCCCGCGGCCCUCGAGUGGAUCCGCGCCGGCCACGCAGCCUGGUGACAGGCCGGUUCCCCAGAAGCCCCGUGCGGGUGUGGUGGGGCCUCGGAGGUGCCGCCGCAGCGCAGACACAGCGCGUGCGGCCGCCCCACCCCCUGGCGGGCGGGAGGGCCCGGGGAGGGGGUGCGGGGUCCCGCAGCGCUCCCCGCCCCGUCCUCCCCUGCAGCUGAGCAUGCUUCGCAUCUCGCCCUCCAUGGGCCACGCGCUGGACGUGAGCCUGGCCCUGCGGCACUUGCUCUUCCUGCUGGAGUACUGCAUGGUGACCGGCUACGACUGGUGGGACACCCUCCUGCACGUGCAGCCCGCCAUGGUGCAGAGCCUGGUGGAGAGGCUGCACGAGGAGUACACGCGCCAGAACGCGGCCCUGCAGCAGGUCCUGUCCACCCGGAUCCUGGCCAUGAAGGCCUCGCUGUGCAAGCUGUCGCCCUGCACGGUGGCCCGCGUGUGCGACUACCACGCCAAGCUCUUCCUCGUGGCCGUCAGCUCCACGCUCAAGUCCCUCCUGCGCCCACACUUCCUCAACACGCCCGACAAGAGCCCUGGCGACCGGCUGACCGAGGUCUGCGCCAAGAUCACGGACGCCGACAUCGACAAGGUCAUGAUCAACCUCAAGACGGAGGAGUUCGUCCUGGACAUGAACACGCUGCAGGCGCUCCAGCAGCUCCUGCAGUGGGUGGGCGACUUCGUGCUCUACUUGCUGGCCAGUCUGCCCAACCAGGGCUCCCCGCUGCGGCCGGGACACAGCUUCCUGCGGGACGGCACCUCGCUGGGCAUGCUGCGGGAGCUGAUGGUUGUCAUCCGGAUCUGGGGCCUGCUAAAGCCCAGCUGCUUGCCCGUGUACACGGCCACCUCAGACACCCAAGACAGCAUGUCCCUGCUCUUCCGCCUGCUUACCAAGCUCUGGAUCUGCUGCCGUGACGAGGGCCCCACGAGUGAGCCGGACGAGGCGCUCGUCGACGAGUGCUGCCUGCUGCCCAGCCAGCUGCUCAUUCCCAGCCUGGACUGGCUGCCCGUCAGCGACGGCCUUGUCAGCCGCCUGCAGCCCAAGCAGCCUCUGCGCCUGCAGUUCGGCAAGGCCCCCGCCCUGCCCGCCUGCGCCACCGUGCAGCCCGACGGCCUCAGCAGGGCGGCGGGCCAGCCCAAGAUCGACCACCUGCGAAGGCUGCACCUGGGAGCCUACCCCACGGAGGAGUGCAAGGCCUGCACCCGGUGUGGCUGUGUCACCAUGCUCAGGUCGCCCAAUAAGACCACGGCCGUCAAGCAGUGGGAACAGCGCUGGAUCAGGAACUGCCUGUGCGGGGGGCUCUGGCGGCGGGUGCCCCUCAGCUACCCCUGACCGGGGGCCCCCCGGGCCCUCUCGGCAACAGAACGUUCCACACGCACCCCGACCUUCAUCGGGUACAUCAAGCAACGGGCAUCCUUGGAGCACGGCCUUCCGGGCCUGAUCGGCCAAGGUCGUGUCCCGUCAAUGGACGGCGCAGGGGUAGACGCGGCCUGAAGCCGCGAGUCGGUGCCUGUCGGCCCAGCCGGGACUGCUCUCUGUCCCUCAGAGCCUAGCGGUGGUUCCAGGAGGAGGGCCGGCCCCCUGUCCACAUGCCCCAGGCGGCCACCGAGACAGACCCGUGGGUCUCACGGCCUCACGUACUGUCCUCCCUGGACCCCCAGUGGCCCCUCCGGAGGCCCCAGGUCCUGGCUCGGAGGGUCCAGGGUGGCCCGGGGUCUCUGUUCUUUAGAACGUCCCCCCGUGAACUUGUCCAGUGUCUGGGUGGGUACUGCCCAUGACACCUGCCUCAGUGUCCUCCCUGUUCCUGUCCGUGUGUCCGCGUGGUUCUGACGUCAGCAGGUCCAAUAAAUGUCCUGCCAGGUC
Neofelis nebulosa (Clouded leopard) is the source of this 3680-nucleotide messenger RNA. RefSeq names its product mediator complex subunit 16 (gene MED16). NCBI's taxonomy places the organism in Eukaryota, Metazoa, Chordata, Mammalia, Carnivora, Felidae. The record is from RefSeq and is a predicted model, not a curated record. Gene Ontology annotation, biological process: positive regulation of DNA-templated transcription. The transcript is spliced from 15 exons. Gene Ontology annotation, molecular function: protein binding. Bases 210 to 3149 code for a protein of 979 amino acids. Gene Ontology annotation, cellular component: mediator complex.